Molecule: messenger RNA, 2538 nt
Organism: Tilletiopsis washingtonensis
Lineage: Eukaryota; Fungi; Basidiomycota; Exobasidiomycetes; Entylomatales
Exons: 2
Coding region: 1-2457 (818 amino acids)
Source: RefSeq, a predicted model, not a curated record
AUGCCUGCCGCUGCCAGUGGCGCACCCCGCCCGCAGCCCGGCAGCGGCAGCCAGCGCGCUGCUGACGACGACGUGCCCGAGCUGGCCGCACCGGCGCUGGCGGCACAGGCGCUGGCGCUGCUCACCGCCUUCCUCGCGCUCCUCGACGCGCCGCCCGCCAGCUGGCAGCCGCUGCACAGCGCCGCCGCUGCGGGCCCGGCGCCGGCACUCAGCGUCGCACGCCACGCCGCCGACGCCGCCCUCUUCCGCGUGCAGAGCGCCGUGCCCGCGCCGCCGCACGUGCUCUGGCCGCUGCUCGCCGAGCCGCGCCUGCGCGCGCGCUGGGAUGGCGCCGUGCAGGACGCCGCCGUGCUGGCGCGUGUGGCGCCGCUGGCCGCCGCCAAUGCGCGCCGCGAGCGCUUCGCCUUUGGCAGUGUGUUCAUGGUCAUGAAGCCGCGUCUGCUGCACCUCCUCUCGCUCGACGUGCUGCUGCCGCCGACGGCCUCGCACCCCGUGCGCCUCGCGUCGCUCUCGACGUCGCUGCCGCACGCGCCCAGCGCCACGCACACCGUCUUCAGCAUCUCGCUGUCCGGCUUUCUGCUCGAGGGCGAGGCGGGCGGCGCCGCAUGCCGCCUCACGCAGCUGUCGCACCUCGGCGAUGCGGCGCUGUGGUGUCCGGCCGCCGUAGUGCGCCUCGUCGCCUCGUCGCUCGUGCCGCGCAGCCUCAAGGCCGUCGCCAAGGCGGCGCAGGCCUACCAGCCGGAGCGCGGCGCCGCCGAGGCCUUCGCGGCCGAGGUGCGCGAUGAGGCCGUCAGCGGUGCCGAUCGCCGUCUGCCGAAGAGUCUGGAGACCAUCGUCGCGCAGGUGGAGCGCAUCACCGCCGAUGCCCAGCCAGCCGCGGCACCAUCGAGCGCACCGAGCACAGACCUUCCAGAGGACAGCACACCGGCGCCAUCCUCGACCGAGACUCGCGAUCAUGUGUCGGAUGCGCCGUCUAGCAAGCCGCAGGCGGCCACAGCAGAGCCCGAGCCGCCGAUCAUUGCAGGGACUGGAGGCGCGGAUGCCAUUGCUCAACGUCGCGCCGAUGAUGAGCCAAGCCAGAGCACCGAGGUGCACAUGAAGGUGUCCGGCGAUGUCAGCGUUGCUGCACCGCGCGAUACUGUCGCAGCGAGCGAUGACGUUUCGGGCCCUCGGGAAGCCGACAAUAGCGUGGACACAACAAGCCCGAGUGUCGCAGUGGAACAAGGCGAGAUGGCCGAAUCUGGCGGAGCUUUAGGCGGCGAAGAGCUCACUUGUCCAAGUUCUCCGGCCUCUGCUCCGUCUCUGCCGGGAGAGGAAGCUGUGCGCCUGCCACGGCUGCGCGUCGCAACGGCCGCCGAGCCGGGCCUCACGUCCGAGCACCUCGAAGCUGCGCUUCGUCGCAUGACGCGUGUGCUGUCCUUCGUCGAGGCCGACUCUGUACCGCGUGUCGACCCGGACUCGACGCUCGGGACCGACCAGCUGCUUGUCAAGGCCGAGGCGCUCCAAGAGCUCUUUGCAGAUGCUGUGCAUAUGCAGCUGCAGAGCAAGAUCGAGCCAUCUGCCACUCCAGCCCGUCCGCUCUCGAGGGCGCAGCAAGAGGCACACAGACUCAGCACGAUGCUGCUGCUUGGCGGCGACGCGCUGGCUCUGGCGAUCGCACCUGGAGCGCGCGAGAGCCACGUUCACGCCCCAGCAGAGGGUGCCGAAGUAGACUCUUCGACCGAGCCAGUAGCGAGCCUACCUGUCUCGCACGGCUCACCGGUGCUGGCCGGUGCCGCCUCGGCGCGAAUUGCAAGCGGGGCCACGACAGCCUCAAGCCAGCGCAGCAAGAUCAGUGGGUCGAGCAGACAGUCACUGGGCACCCGCUCGACCAGCCUGAGUCCUCACUCGAGCCCAGCCCUCGGCAGCGAGAGCGGUGUAAGCCAGGCGGGCUCCUCUACUUCGUGGGGCAGCAGCCUGGCGCAUGCUCCUUACACGCUCGCACUUGGCAUGAUGGCGCUCAGCUCCGUCGUCUUUGCUCCGGGCAAGGCCGAGGGCAGCUUUGUCUCCGCAGGCGACUCGACAGACGCCGCAUGUCUCUCGGCUGCGCGCAUGGCUCUGGAGGCCGCCGCCAAACGCUCGACGGCCGGCACUGGGCGGCAGAUCUCCGCCAAGCCGCCGUCUGCUCAUGCGCCCUCAUCUGCUCCUGCUGCAUCGACUGCGGCCUACUCGCCGAGCAAUGUCAAGCUGCAUCCCUUUCCUGCCUCACUCGGAAAGAGCAGCGGCGGCGCCGUCCUGCCGCCGCUCCGUCUCAAGGCCCGCGCACUCGAGCGCGCGCCCGAGCGAGACACUCUCUUCGAGGAAGACGUCCGAGCACAGGACCCGCUCCCGUCCGCGCCUCGUGAUGCCGACCAGCAGCCCGCUGCAGCGCCCGGCUACGUUGCCUGGCUCGCGAGCUACCUCGCGCCGUCGCGCUGAGCCCCCAUGCUUCACUUCACCUCUCCUUCUCUUCAUUCCCGGCUCCGUCGCACACCAUACCCAACCAUCACGCAUGCUCCG